CCCAUAAACCACAGCUCGUUCGGUGUUCUGAGAGGGCAACUCUCAGCAUCUACGUGGAGGAACUGCACCGCAAAGCGCCUGUGAUGCUUCCUCUUUCUCUCUCUAAUAGCUCUGCAGCACUCCGAUCUCUUCUGCCAGGCCACGAUGAACUCCACAAGCGACGCCUCGCCGCCGCCGGUCGCCGACGGAGGCUCCGUCGGGAUGCUCAGCUCCGACAGGAUCAGCGGGUUCGGCUACGGCCUCGGCGUGUCCAUCGGCAUGCUCCUCCUCAUCACCACCAUCACCCUCGCAUCGUACUUCUGCACCCGAGCCACCACGGCCUCCCCAACUUCGGGCCCACCCCCUCCCCUGCACCGGGCCGCGGCGAGGAGGCCGGCUGAACAGGAGACGACGGCGGCGGCGGGCGGCGACGUGGAGGCUGGCAUCGACGAGGACACCCUGAAGAGCUACCCCAAGGUGCGGUACUCGCACGCGAAGCUCCGCCGCGACGUGGCGGGCGCGGCCUCCUGCUGCUCGAUAUGCCUGUCCGAUUACAAGGACGCCGACGUGCUGCGGGCGCUGCCGGAGUGCGGGCACCUGUUCCACGUGAAGUGCGUCGACCCGUGGCUACGGUUGCGCCCGACGUGCCCCCUGUGCCGCACGUCCCCGCUGCCCAGCCCGCUCGCGGACGCCGUCCCCCUGUCAACACUGGCAAGGCAUCCAUGAUCGAACAACAAGAGAGUAGCAGAUGCUACACCUAUCGAAGUCUAGAAUCAAGCAAUUGACUGCUUCAGGAGUUGUUUUAGCAGGGAGAGGGGACAGAGACAUGAAGAAGCAACUUCUCUCUUGGCUAAGUCUUCAGCACUCCGUAAGCA
Messenger RNA from Musa acuminata AAA Group (dessert banana), 854 nucleotides. RefSeq names its product RING-H2 finger protein ATL70-like. NCBI's taxonomy places the organism in Eukaryota, Viridiplantae, Streptophyta, Magnoliopsida, Zingiberales, Musaceae. The transcript has a single exon. The record is from RefSeq and is a predicted model, not a curated record. The coding region runs from base 145 to 705 and encodes 186 amino acids.